AUGUCUACAAACACUCAAGCCUUCUUUGACGUUCAGUACGCCCCCGUGGGCUCCAGUGCCUCCAAGACGGGCCGUAUCAUCUUCAACCUCUUCGAGAAGGACGUCCCCAAGACCGCCCGCAACUUCCGUGAGCUCUGCACCAAGCCCCAGGGUGAGGGUUACAAGGGCUCUACCUUCCACCGUGUCAUCCCCCAGUUCAUGCUCCAGGGUGGUGACUUCACCCGCCACAACGGUACCGGUGGUCGCUCCAUCUACGGUGAGAAGUUCGCCGAUGAGAACUUCAUCUACAAGCACAACAAACCCGGUCUCCUCUCCAUGGCCAACGCUGGUCCCAACACCAACGGCUCCCAGUUCUUCAUCACCACCGUUGUCACCUCUUGGCUCGAUGGCAAGCACGUUGUCUUCGGUGAGGUUGCCGAUGACGAGUCCAUGAAGGUCGUGAAGGAGAUCGAGGCUCUCGGCUCCUCCUCCGGCUCCAUCCGCUCCAACGUCAAGCCCACCAUCGUCAACUGCGGUGAGUUGUAA
This is a messenger RNA of Aspergillus tubingensis, 525 nucleotides long. RefSeq names its product peptidyl-prolyl cis-trans isomerase (gene cyp4). Gene Ontology annotation, molecular function: peptidyl-prolyl cis-trans isomerase activity. Gene Ontology annotation, biological process: protein folding; protein peptidyl-prolyl isomerization. Lineage: Eukaryota; Fungi; Ascomycota; Eurotiomycetes; Eurotiales; Aspergillaceae. The coding region runs from base 1 to 525 and encodes 174 amino acids. The record is from RefSeq and is a predicted model, not a curated record. The transcript is spliced from 4 exons.